Molecule: messenger RNA, 1449 nt
Organism: Aspergillus tanneri
Lineage: Eukaryota; Fungi; Ascomycota; Eurotiomycetes; Eurotiales; Aspergillaceae
Product: F-box domain protein
Exons: 2
Coding region: 1-1449 (482 amino acids)
Source: RefSeq, a predicted model, not a curated record
AUGACUUGGCCGACGAACUCAUCAGUGACAUUCUCUCCUUUCUCCUGGGCACGGAACCCGUCGCAUACGACCCCCCACGAUCCUUCCCGUGGACCCAAUGGACACUCCCGCAUGGCAUACGGCGAGAAGACGGAGCUGGAUCGGUUCAGACUCGUGUGUAGGAGGUUCAUGCUCAUUGGGACGCCCCGGAAGUUCCCUCGGUUUGUCCUGCGCUUUUCGCGGGACGGAUUUCAGCGGGUGGAGGAUCUUCUGCACAUGCAGCUGGCCUGUCAUGUCAGAUAUUUCACGUACAUGGUGCGACCCUUCUACCAAGGAAGCGGCUGGACCCAAGUCCUGUCCACCGUCGAAUCCGAAGACCGCACCAUCUCGCACAUCCACAAGCAUCGACUACACGAGCAGAGAUACAUCGUGGACCGAAACCAUGAUCUAGCACUAUUGCGGCGGGCGAUCGCCGCGUUCCCCGCUUUGCAGCAGGUCAAUUGUUGCGCCUGCAGGACGAAGCGGACGAGCGAUUACUUGAAUAUCCGGCAACACUCUCUGGAAGAGAACACUCGGCUGGAUUGGGAGUCCGCAUGCUCGCGCGCGGUCUCUAGCCUCGGGCUCUCCUUACUCGAAUCUAAAUGUUCUUCUGUGCGUUUUGUUGCCCCGCAAAUCUGUCCCGAGGCAACGGCUCGAUUGUUGCAAGCCCCCACGACAACCCUGUCGGCCCUGGGAGCGCGGCUGACGAGCCUGGAUGUUACAUUCCAUUCGCGCACCGACAUGACUACCAGCAUGGAGACGCUGUCCCAUGUAUUCUAUGAGUUUUUCCAGGCCACGAAGAAUCUGACAGCCCUCCACCUCGGCUUCCCCGCCAAUCUCCCGCUCGAUCUCUCUCUCGAGCGCAUCUUCCACCGCAUGCAGUGGAAACGACUACGCACCUUGAGCAUCCAAGGCUGGCGCCUGGGCUCAGACGAAAUCAUCUCCCUGAUCCGCCGCCACCGGCGACCGCUGCGCGACCUCCGACUCGCCAGUGUUUACCUGCGGACGGGCAGCCGAUGGCGCGAUAUCCUCUCCGUACUCCGCGACGAGAUGGACCUGCUGGAACGCAUCGAUCUGCGCGAGAUCAAUUACGCCGCGCACUUCGACGCCGACCAGCCCAUGAAUGGCCAUGGCCACGGCGGCGGCGGAGGUGACGGAAUUCCUUCCCCCGACGCUCCCAUCCUGUCAGUGGUCGCCCAACCGACCGCCGAUCCUUUGCCGUCCGCGACCGCCCUCAACACCGACUAUUUAUCGUUCGCCCCACGCGGGAACACCCGUCGGUCCUUCUCUGACGCUACGUUGGAAAAACUUCGGCUGUUGACGGUCGACGAUCUGGGAGAUAACGGGGUGAGUGUACGACGCGGACAGCAGAUCUUCUGGGAGGCAUGGGUCCUGUCCAGUUCGCGAAACCUCAUCCGUCGACGAGGAUAA